UUAGUCACGACACGAUUACCUCCCUUGUGUUUACAUGCUUCCAGGCUGUCUUCCCCACCCCUCCUCCUUCUCUUCACUCGGUUCUCUUUAUUCUUACAAUUAGUGACCCCGAGCAGCCCCGGCUAUUUACAUUGUCAAUGAUAUAUUAAUUCCUGUAAUUACCGGCUUUUAAAAACAUUCUUUAACUUGUUUUUCUUUCAAUGUACUAUUAUUUAAAGACAGAAUCUAACAUCGUUUAUUCAGCCGAUGGCAUUUAAGUGAUUAAGAGAGAAAGAACCGGCUUGAAAGACACCCAGGAGACGCGAUUUGAUUUAUUUCACUUGAAAUUUCUGCUGGAAGCCAACCAUCACUACCAACAACAAACUAACUAGGGAAUCUCUACUUAGCUGCUCGAUCUGCUAGUAGUAGCAACCAAAUCCUACUCUCUCGCUCUUCAAAACAACAUAGUGAAUAAUGUAGUUAUUACGGGACUGUCACAGUUGGAAUAUCUUUGAUCAUUGGAUUGCUCUUACGAUCAGAGUCGACUUAGCGCCAAACAACAACACCGCAGGGGCGUCUCUACGUAGUCGAUCGAUCUGCUAAAAUUAGCUGCCAAAUCUCCCUCAAAUAUAACUUUACCGUUUCAAAACGAUUCAACUGGAUUUAGGUGAUCCUAGAAACUGUAUCUAAAAAGGAUAUAGGGAUGGUCACAGCUGGAACGACUUUCGAUCAGAGCUGAGCUAAUGCCUAAAGAUCACUCACAACGACCACAGUAACAGUAAAACCGAGAGAAAGACAGAGAAUAACGAAAGAGAAAGAAAAAAAAGAGAGAGAGAAAGAGGGAAGGAGAGAGAUGAUUAGAAGACCAGCAGCAGCAGCAGUAGGGGAACAAUGUGUCUUGUAUAUUUGAUUGUAUCUGUGAUUGAAGAACCUUGUUGCCAUCGAUAAAACAGAGAGAAAGAAGGAACAUAUCAGAUAUUUGAAUCCAUUAUUUCUUCACUUUCUGGAUUGUUUGGAUUUUUUUUUCUCUGUUGGGGACAACAAAGUUUAAACAAGCUCAAAGUUUCCUCCAAACACGGCCAUGAAGAAGACUCCGAUGUGUAAUCUCUGCGGUAAAGUGUUUUCCCGUCGCGACAACCUCGAACGUCAUUUAAACAACCACCAGGGGGAGAAGUUGUUCUUUUGUGAAUACUGUGGCAAGUCGUUCUUGCGCAAGUCUUACCUCAAACUUCAUCAUCGCAUCCAUUCAGGGGAGCGUCCGUUCCAGUGUGGUGUGUGUGGACGUACCUUCACAAGAGACGACCAUUUGCUACGGCAUUACAGGUCACAUCAAGGCUACAAACCGUACACAUGCGACGUGUGUGGCAAAGCGUUGUCACGGCGUGACCACCUUGCUGUGCAUCGGCGCAUCCACACUGGCGAGCGGCCGUUCAAGUGUGACCUGUGCAACUGUGAGUUCACACGCAGUGAUCACCUGUUGCAACAUAAGAGACUGAACAUGUGCGAACAAGCGUCGUCAUGUGUUACCAUGGAGACAAGUAUGCCUGCCAAAGUAUCUGAGAUUGCCCCGGAGGAACAAUACCAAGAGGGAGCUCAGGUGGACAACAGCAACAACAAACAUCAUAACAAAAACACUAAUAAUAACAACAACAACAACAAUAAUAGUAGUAGUGCUGGUGGUGGUGGUGGUGGUGGUAGUAAUAGUAAUAAUAGUAGUAGUAGUAAUAGCAGCAGUGGUAACAGCAACUCAACAUCGAAAUGUAAUAAUAGCAGUGUUGAUGGUAAAAGUGUCCAGUCACAACAGAACCAAAUGUCUGAAGUGGCCACCUCUAACAACACAGCGAUCAUUGCAGCUCCUGCACCUACCACUGCAGCUGUUGCGCUCGUCACCAAUGACCUCGCUGCUGCACUGCUACCAAACACCACUAAACUCUACUCAAUCCCAUGCAAUGGCAACACAACGCCAGGUCUUCUAGCGGACAGUGCUAGCUCAGGCAGUGUGGCCACCCAAAUCUACCAGGCAACAACCGGUGUCCCCAGCACCAUUAACCCCAUCACCCAUAUCUUCCCCACCAUCCAGUUAUCUCCUGCAACCACACAGUUAUUCCCUACCAUCCAGAUGUAUCCCAGUGCGCACAUCAACUUGCAGCAGCACACAGCUGCAGUGAACCAGAAGCUCCAUAUUUCUGGAUCACAUCUCAACCACAACAAAUGAAUGGAACACUGACAGAUGUGUGUGUGUGUGUGCAUGUGUGGAUUUGUAUGUUAAAGAAAAUGGCACUCAACACAUUUAGUAGGAAUUACAUAUAUUAUCAUUUAAAACUGCUUGAUUCAGUUCCAUUCAACUUAAAGUUUCAUAUGCUUCAUACGGAAGUCCAGCUCUGAGCCUGAAUGACUUAGGCUUCUCUAUGAAGCCUACAAACCUAUAAGUCACAUGGAGCCAAAUCAAACAGUUUUAAAUUAUAAUGUAUACAUAUGGAUAUAUAAAUGUGAAACCAAUACUUCCAUUCUUUUGCUGUGAGUGUGUAUGGUUGUUAUUAAAAAUAAAGAACUGAUUCAUAUAUAUAUAUAUACAUGGAUGCAUAUGUAUAUGUUUCUGUAUGUGUGUCUUACUCUAUAUCAAGCAUAUCUCCUUUGCAUUGUGUAUCAGAAGUUAACUAUUUCUCUUUAUUCUCUCCGAUGUCAUAACUGAGACUCGUGUCAUAUCUCACAAUAAUAACAAUCAUAAUUUAUAUCAAACAUUUGUUGAACAUUUUUGGUAAGAAAAUACUUCACUAAGACUAUUUAUGAUGUAUCAAUGGAGGAUGUCUGUGUACAGCUUCUGAGUGUAUCCAUGUAUGCAUGUGAGAGAAUCAUUAUUUUAUGUGCAUUUUCCAUACUGGCAGGGUUUGGCUGGGUCUUACUGGGGCACGAGUUGUUUCCCAUUAGGAGCCGCAGAUCCCAAAUAUUUAGUGUUCACAUGUGCUAUUUGGCUUCAUUUCUUUGACUGGAUGCCUUUCCUAGCACCAACAGCUUCACAGAAUGCGUACUGGUGUAUUUUCUCAUUGUACAGCACUGUUUGGUGAAACAGGGCUUGAAGGACCUCAUGAACUAUAGUUUUUCCAUUUCUUUAGGUAACCACUUUACCUGGUGAAUGGCAGGUGUGGAUGGCGUUUGUACACAGUAAAUGAAAAUUUAGAAAUGGAACAAUGAUGACAGAAUAGCCAGAAAUGGUUAUUACAGUGGCAGGGAUGGGAGAGUAAAUGUAGGUCUAGAGCAGGGCUGAAGAGAGCUUGCACGGGUGACCAAGGAGGGGAACUGGAGAGAAAGAGGGGAAAGGACAAUGGACUGAGAAGGAUCAGAAUAGGUGGGAGAGUAGAAGGAAAAAGAGCAUGAUGGGAAGAAGUCAGGGAUAUGCAGAGGUAGUUGAGAACCAAGGCAGGACAAGUAUCUCAAGUCGUAGCUUGGUGCAGCAAUCUGGCUUGCCAGUCCUCAGUCAAACCGUCCAACCCAUGCCAGCAUGGAAAGCAGACGUUAAACGAUGGUGAUGAUGAUGAUGAAAGACAGAGAGACAGAGAGAGAGUGUCAGGGUUACACUUAUAAAGUCAUGAGUUCAGUUCUGGCACAUAGUGUUCUUGAGUAAAGAAAUUUUGGAUGCUCCUUUGGGUCAGAAGUGGGAGGUGUCUAUGUCCACCCAGGAUGCAAGGGCACCUAAAAUAGCUGGUAAAAGCAGGGUACACAACUAACUAUGCCAUACACACACACACACACACACACAUGUAAUUGAGUGUGUAUGUGUCCAUAUAUAUAUUUAUACAUACAACCAUCAUUGUUUUAAUGUUCAUUUUGCUUGUUGGUAAGGGUCAGAUGGAAUCUAUUGAGACAGAUUUUCUAUGGCCAGGUGCUUUCCCUGUCACGUACCUUCACCUGUUUCCAAGCAAGGAAAUAUUUUCCCUUGGCCAGACAUAUUUUUCUAAAAUACCGGAAAUAAAUAAUACUGCUUGCAUGGCAGUGGCACUCAUUUACAACUAUCAAGAAGACUCAAACAUACACAAACUUACAAGCAUGUAUAUAUAUAUAUAUAUAUAAAUGUAUAUAAAUAUAUAUAAAUGUAAGAUCCAGGGAUCAAGGUGUAGGAAGAAAGUUAGCUUCAAGCAAUCCAUAGUGAAUAUAAAAAAAACAACUUUUAGGAACAAUAGCGGUUUAUUGAGAUGGAAGGUUGCGGAUUUUUUUUUUUUUGCUUAUCAAAGAACGAUGAGUUGAAAAAAAGUUUUUUUAUAUUCCGUGGUAGGUGACUGGGGUUGCUGAGUGUGCAAAAAAGAAUACAAGAGUUAUGGAAUGGAGUUUGGAAAAUCCAGGCUACAUAUGUUUCAUAGCGAGGAGAACCUCAAAAGUGGUAAAAUCCAAGUGAGAUGUAUACCACCUGCUACUCUUUGUAUAUAUAUACAUAUAUAUAUGUAUAUAUAUAUACAUAUAUAUGUAUAUAUAUGUAUAUAUAUAUAUAUAUACACAUAUAUAAUAUAUGUGUGUGUGUGUGUUUAUAUACCUAUAAGUAUAUCUGUUUUCAACGAUGUGUGAGUGCGUGCAUUUUUAAAACCCAGAAGAUUUUGCAAGUUCUGUUUGGUGAGUAAAGUACGAUCCAUGUGGAUUGUGUUUUGGUGUUUUAUCUCCUGUUUUAACUGAAUAUCAACGAAUAUUUGUAAACUUAUUUCAUAAACUGCUACAAUUUUCAAAGCAUGUGAUAUUAGUUUGUAUCAAAGAGAGAGAGAGAGUGAGAUAUGAAGAGAAAAUAAAAAAUGCAGGAAAUAAUUUCAUUCUGUUA
This is a messenger RNA of Octopus bimaculoides (California two-spot octopus), 4780 nucleotides long. RefSeq lists its product as uncharacterized. Lineage: Eukaryota; Metazoa; Mollusca; Cephalopoda; Octopoda; Octopodidae. The record is from RefSeq and is a predicted model, not a curated record.